GCUCUGAAGACACUCAGACGUUUAACAGAUCAACAGCUCACUGCUCACACUGCCGACAUGAAGGUUGUGGUCCUGUUUGCUCUUUUGAGUGGGGUCUUUGCUGCCCCAUUCAUGAAAGAAGAGGAGGCAAAGCGAUUCAUCAGGCUGAAGAGACAGUCAGGAUACUGGGAUCCAUACCACUCUCAGAACCAGUGGGGUUACACCAUUCAAGAACAGGCUAAUGAGUACUGGACAGCCCUUCGAGCAGAUGCUCAGUACUACAUGGACAUGGGUAACCUGAUGUUUGACCCCUCUGUGGCUAAUGAAAACAACAGGCUGUAUAUGGAGAUGCUGCGUAAUGCACGGGCUCACCUGGACAGCCAGACAGGUCGUCACAAAUAGAAAAUGAAGAAGAAGGAAACUGAGGAUAUGAUAAACAUUAUUUGUUAGUGUAGGCCUCAGUUGAAAUAUGAAAAAAAACAUACAUUACACAUUUAUUGCAAUGUUUAGAUGUUUAAGUUCUGUAAGAUUUACCGCAUUUACACAUACACACACACACACACACACACACAAACGUUUUAUAUACUCAAAUGAAUUUGAGUUGUUUUUAUGAAAGUGUUCUUUUAGAAUACUAUUGCCUGCAAACUCAAUAUCCUCAACACAUCUUGCAUGGUGCUUUCUUUUGGUGGUUUGACUGUUGUUUGUUGCUGUCUUUGUUUACCACUAGGUGGUGCUGCCAUCUGUGGAUAUUCUUAACAUCCACAAUAUUUCUAUUUAUAAUACUAUGAAAAAAAAGGCAUGUAAUUUCAUGGUAAUAUAAGUAAUUGUGUGUGACUGGAUUGUUUCACAUUUUCAUCCAAUUUUACAUACAAUAUGAUGGACAACUUUAAUUUUCUUUGCACAAAACAGAGAUACACAGGUUAUUAAGUAAGACAAAUAAAGAACUGUGUAUUCAAAACGACUUUAUUAGUGUGAUAAAGUUCAUCUGAACAAUACAAACAAUGUACUUUUGAGGAUUGUGUACUUUAGCGUGGCGAUGUCAAUAAAGUUUUCUAUAUUUAUUACACUUUUUAUUAUAUAUCUUGAA
This is a messenger RNA of Toxotes jaculatrix (banded archerfish), 1066 nucleotides long. RefSeq lists its product as uncharacterized. NCBI's taxonomy places the organism in Eukaryota, Metazoa, Chordata, Actinopteri, Toxotidae. The record is from RefSeq and is a predicted model, not a curated record. The transcript has 5 exons. Bases 58 to 381 code for a protein of 107 amino acids.